This is a messenger RNA of Sphaeramia orbicularis (orbiculate cardinalfish), 2061 nucleotides long. It is a transcript of the gene fads2, whose product is annotated as fatty acid desaturase 2. Gene Ontology annotation, cellular component: membrane. The record is from RefSeq and is a predicted model, not a curated record. Bases 304 to 1641 code for a protein of 445 amino acids. The transcript is spliced from 13 exons. Gene Ontology annotation, biological process: lipid metabolic process. Gene Ontology annotation, molecular function: oxidoreductase activity, acting on paired donors, with oxidation of a pair of donors resulting in the reduction of molecular oxygen to two molecules of water. NCBI's taxonomy places the organism in Eukaryota, Metazoa, Chordata, Actinopteri, Kurtiformes, Apogonidae.
CAGAUGGGCUGUUUAUUGAGCCAAUUGCAAAUUUGCCAGUGGUCCAGGCUAUACUGUACGCCGAUUGGCCCAGAAACCCUCGAAUGAUCGGCUCGGAAUUUGUAAAGACUGACUCAGUGACAGAUUAGGGGAAAAGAUGUUUGCUAUAAAACAUGGAUUUGGACGGAACGGGAGAUAAAGUGUGUCGAUGUGUGAAUGUGACCGGAGCUCGGGGACAAUAACCAAAAUUCUGAAGAUUGUGUCAAACUUUGUGGCUGGCUGGCCCUAAAGUGCGCAGGUGGAUCCAGGCCAGAGACGGUGAGGAUGGGCGGUGGAGGCCAGCUGACAGAGCCAGGAGAGCCCGGCACUGGAGGAUCUGGUCGAGUUUUCACAUGGGAAGAGGUGCAGAGACACAGUCACCGGAACGAUCAAUGGCUGGUGAUCGAUCGAAAGGUUUACAACGUCACUCAGUGGGCCAAGAGGCAUCCAGGAGGCUUUCGGGUCAUCAGUCACUAUGCUGGGGAGGAUGCAACAGAAGCAUUUAAAGCUUUUCACCAUGAUGGCAAGUUUGCACAGAAGUUUCUGAGGCCUCUGCAAAUUGGAGAACUGGCUGCCACAGAGCCCAGCCAGGACCACAACAAAAAUGCAGCAAUCGUACAAGAUUUCCACACUUUACGUGCACAAGCAGAGGAUGACGGUCUGUUUCGAGUUCGGCCCAUGUUCUUCUGCUUCUAUCUCGGUCACAUCCUGCUGCUGGAGGCCCUCGGAUGGCUGACCGUCUGGGUGUGGGGGACCAGCUGGAUGUUGACACUGCUGUGUUCAAUCAUUCUGGCCACUGCUCAGAUUCAGUCUUCAUGGCUGCAACAUGAUUUUGGCCACAAGUCUGUCUUCAAGACGACUCACGGGAAUCACAUUAUGCAGAUGUUUAUUAUGGGCCACUUAAAGGGAGCGUCUACCAACUGGUGGAAUCAUCGUCAUUUCCAGCAUCAUGCUAAACCCAAUGUCUUCAGUAAAGACCCUGAUGUUAACAUGCUGCAUGUCUUUGUGGUUGGUGCCAUUCAACCAGUGGAGUAUGGCAUAAAAAAGAUCAAAUACAUGCCCUAUCAUCGCCAGCACCAGUACUUCUUUUUUGUUGGAGCACCGUUGGUCCUUCCAGUUUACUUCCAACUUCAGAUGAUGCACUCUAUGAUUUACCGCCAUCACUGGGUGGAGCUAGUUUUGGCCAUGACUUUCUAUCUUCGGUACUUCUGCUGUUAUUUACCCCUGUAUGGUCUGUUUGGCACAUUGGCACUCAUCACUUUUGUCAGGUUUCUGGAGAGUCACUGGUUUGUGUGGGUGACUCAGAUGAAUCAUCUGCCAAUGGACAUAGAUCAUGAGGCGCACCAGGACUGGCUGACCAUGCAGUUACAUGCCACCUGUAAUAUUGAACAGUCCUCAUUCAAUGACUGGUUUAGUGGACACCUCAACUUCCAAAUUGAACACCAUUUGUUUCCCACAAUGCCUCGCCACAACUACUAUCUGGUGGCCCCGCUGGUUCAGGCGCUGUGUGAGAAACAUGGGAUUCCUUACCAGGUAAAGACGAUGAGGCAGGGCCUGGCUGAUGUGCUAAGGUCACUGAAAAACUCAGGGGAGCUUUGGCUUGACGCAUAUCUUCAUAAAUGAAUAAUUCCUGCACUGUGCAUGAGAUGAAUGUUUUUCUCUUUCUCUACAACAUGAAUUGAUUUGAUCUAUUUGGUUAAACAAAACAAUUCAUAGGUAAUGAUCAUUUCUUAUCAUUGGUGUUAAUAUUGAGUCUUAGUGUCGUUUUUAGAUGCUGUGAAACCUUUUUAAAUUGCCUUACAGCAUCAUAAAGUUGUGUUAUUAGUACAACUGUGAAACUGAUUGUGAGAUUUAUAAAGUGACAAUUUUUUCUCCCUUUUUCUAUUGUGUGAUACACUUUGAACAAAACAUGAAUAUGUUUCCUCUGCAGCUGAGGGUUACAAAGUUCUACAAUUAUAAUUUCUCUUUUAGACUCAAAAUUGUCUUCUUUCACUGGAAUUCUUUUUACAUCUCAUGAUACAAUAAAGAAGCUGUGCUGAUUUU